AUGAGUGAUGACCAGUUAAUGGAUAAGUCAUAUAAAGCACUUUUCAGGUCGGAGACAUUGAGGUUAGAUGAUAGCUGGAAGUUACUUUACAACAGGUUGUUUGGGGCAGCACAUGAUAAUUGUCCUUCUGAAUUGGAGGAAAUCGGGAAACAAAUAGUAGGAAAAUGCCAAGGACUACCACUGGCUAUUCUGGUAGUUGCAGGGCAUCUCUCCAAAGUUCCCAUGACAGAAGAAAGUUGGGAAAGUGUAGCUAAAAAUGUAAGUAAAGUUAUUACAAGUUAUCCGGAUAAAUGCCUAGCAGUACUUGCUAUGAGUUACCAUCACUUGCCGAUUCACCUCAAACCAUGUUUCCUCCAUUUGGGGAUAUUCCCCGAAGAUUGUGAGAUUACUAUUGAAAGAUUGAUCCGAUUGUGGGUUUCAGAGGGAUUCCUCAAGUGUGAUAGGUUGAAAAGUCUAGAAGAAGUGGCAGAGGAUUGUUUGGAGGAUCUACCUAUAUUUGGAGCAGAGAGUAUUUCUUUCCCACCAUCACUAAAGAAGUUGAGCUUGAUCCGAACUCGUCUUCCCUGGGAUGACAUGGCAAUACUUGCCAAGUUGCCAAACCUGGAAGUACUCAAACUAAGUUGGAAUGCAUUUAGAGGUGAAGUAUGGGAACUGAAUGAUGAACAUCAGUUCAUCUCCUACUUUAUAAGACACAGCCAUAUAGGUGGGACAAAUCUUCAAUGUCUGGUGCUCUCGGAAAUAGGGGUGCAGCUUAAGGGAAUCCCUCUAAGCUUUGUGGAUAUAUGCAGCUUGGAGUCAAUCGAGUUGUAUCAAUGUUACGGUCGUCAUCUUCAGUGGCAGGAUGCCUUCAUGUCCGCAUCUAUGAAGGAUUCGAAUUCGCGUGAGACCUCUGGUUUAGAAUUUUUUCCUUUAUAUUGUGGAAGAUACAAAAAACAACAUGCAAAAUCUUCCAUCAAGCCAUCAGAGAACACAAAUCUACCUGAUGAAGAACUGUUAGAAGCAGUUAAGCACUAG
Nicotiana tabacum (common tobacco) is the source of this 1014-nucleotide messenger RNA. The record is from RefSeq and is a predicted model, not a curated record. Lineage: Eukaryota; Viridiplantae; Streptophyta; Magnoliopsida; Solanales; Solanaceae.